Messenger RNA from Colletotrichum orchidophilum, 1146 nucleotides. RefSeq names its product TatD family hydrolase. Lineage: Eukaryota; Fungi; Ascomycota; Sordariomycetes; Glomerellales; Glomerellaceae. Gene Ontology annotation, cellular component: cytosol. The transcript is spliced from 3 exons. The record is from RefSeq and is a predicted model, not a curated record. Gene Ontology annotation, molecular function: 3'-5'-DNA exonuclease activity. The coding region runs from base 1 to 1146 and encodes 381 amino acids.
AUGGCAGCUCCUGCAGAGGAGUCUAAGCCGGCAUAUCAGCCCCGGUAUAUUGAUAUCGGCAUCAACCUGGCCGAUCCCAUCUUUAGGGGUCUGCACCAUGGCAAGCAACGGCACCCCAAUGACCUUGCUGGGGUCGUUUCAAGAGCAAAGGAAGUCGGAUGCACCAAGCUUAUAGUCACGGGGUCCGACUUUACCAGCUCCAGAGAUGCCUUGGAUAUUGCAAAGGACUAUCCCGGCGUUGUGUACACGACAAUCGGGAUUCACCCCUGUAGCAGCGCCAUAUUCAGCAGCUCGGAUGAGGCCGCAGAGGGCAUCAACACGAACCCGGAUCCCGAAAAGCCUGUCCCUGAGCACCAUGAGCCGGAUCUGAAGAAGACGGAGGCCAUCAUAGCCGAGCUACGUGACCUCAUCAACGAAUCAACAGCCUCCAAUUCCGGCGUUGUCGCCUUUGGAGAGUUCGGGCUCGACUACGACCGCUUGCACUACUGCUCAAAGAAGGUCCAGCUCCACGCUUUCGCGGCGCAGCUUGAUCUCGUUCUCGAGACGAAGCCUCAGCUGCCCCUUUUCCUGCACUCUAGAGCCGCCCAUGCGGAUUUCGUUCGGUUGCUCAAGGAGAAGUUCGGCGACAAGCUCGAGAAGCUGGAGAAGGGCGGUGUUGUUCACAGCUUCACCGGCGCCAUCGAGGAGGCCAAGGAGUUGAUGGAUCUCGGCCUGUACAUUGGUAUCAACGGCUGCAGUUUCAAGACCGAGGAGAAUUGUAAAGUCGUCGAGCAGAUCGGCCUGGACAGGAUGAUGAUUGAGACGGACGGCCCUUGGUGUGAGAUUAGACCAAGUCAUUUCGGCUACAAGUAUCUCAUUGAGAAGAAACCGGAGGUCAACGGCACUGCUGGUGGAGCUACAACUCCAGACGCUGCUCCGAAACCUCAGCCUAAGAAGAAGAACCAGAAGAAGGAACCCGAAGUACAAGAGCGCUUCAAGGUUGUUAAGAAGGAAAAGUGGGAGGAAGGCGCCAUGAUCAAGGGUCGGAACGAGCCAUGCAUGAUUGAGCGUGUGGCCAAAGCUGUUGCGGGCAUCAAGGGAGUAGAAGUUGAGGACAUAUGCGAGGCGGCUUGGAGGAAUACUGUCAAGGUUUUCGGCGUAGACUAA